UUUCGAACACCAACUUGCCUUGUUUCAUGAGGAGUCACUCUCCAUACAACCACAUGCAUUAAAAUCUCCGCAUUUACGUUACGUCAUCCGUUGGUUGAUGGGGGCAAUCACUCUCUCUAGCCUCUGAAAUGAAUAAGAAAAUCUACAUGACUAAAGAAAGGUUGUUACUGAGCAAAAAAAAAAAAUCAAAAAAGAUUGUUGAGAUAAUAGAGAAAGACUUGGGAAGCUGUCUGGGUUGACCGUUUACUUGAUCACCAAGGGGGAGAAAAAGACAAAACCAAGCCAAAACUGCUGAUUUCUUCGUGGGAGGGAAGCCGGUAUAGUGAGAGUGUGAGAGAUGAGCAAUACAGGCGCUUCAACCCAUGAGAUCAGUGAAGAAAACGAGGAGGAUAGUACCCAAGAGACCAAUGGAGAACACGAAAUGGGUAGCCCCCAAUACCUCUCUGAAGAGCACAAUGACGUAAUGAAAUUGAAAGCGACAGAGGAUCAUGCAAAGAAGAUAUUUCACCUGUUAGAAAAUAGCAGUGUGUCGAAAAUCAUUCUCACUGGGGAGGCUGGAACAGGGAAAACAUGGAUGGCAAGAAUAAUAUGUAAGUUAGCUGUGAAGAACAAUCAUGAUGAGCCUCUUUGGAUAUCUCUGGAACAAAAGCAUGAUGAGAACUCUCUUUAUGACACCAUUGCUCGUCAGUUUUCUCUGCCUACUAGUACAGAUGCAAGGGAAGAUACUGGCGAAAAUGAGAAAAAGGAGGGUAGUGUGAAGAACUUGAAGGAGGAAAAGGAAGAAAAGCUUAAAGCAGCACAGCAGAAAAUGGAAGAAAAGCUUACAGCAGCACAAGGGUUUAUUCUAAUUGUUUUAGAUGGUCAAGUAGGGACAAUGACCGAGAAUGGUCAAAAAGAAGAGAUGGUCAGUAAAAUAUUAGGCUUGGAAGUCUGUGGCAAGAAUCAUAAGGGCAAAUUCAAGAUUCUAAUUACAAGAAGGGAUAAUGAUGGUGGUUGGUCUGAGGGAACGAAGAAGGUUGCUGUUGAACCCCUUUCAGGGGAUGAGGCAUUGAAAUUGUUAAACAAAGAAAAUGUUGUUGAUGAAGUUUUGCAAUCACCAGGCUUUAAAGAGUUAUCCGAGGCAAUUCAAAAAAAGAGCAAGGUUUUGCCUGCUAACAUCCUCAUGUUAGCAGGAACCUUAAAUUACAUUGCAAAAGAUAACGCUGGGAAUUUGAACCUUGCUUUGGAGGCGGCUGCUAAUGAUCUGAGACAACUUCUGCGUUAUACAUAUGAUAAGGAGCCAGCCAAUUGUAUGAUUGAUUGCUUUUGGCAUAGUUGGCAUUUCUUAGGAAAACAUGGUGGUGUUCACUACAAUGAGUUGAUCACUAACUGGAUAAUGGAACGUGAUCUCAAUCCCACCGAUCCGAUUGAGAAGGCUUAUGAGGAGGGACACCGUGUCUUGAUGAAGCUUAUAGAUUGUCACUUGCUCAAAAUGCAAGAGGACAAUGUUGUUGUUCUGGAGGGUGCAACUCUUGAUAUGAAUGAGUAUUGCCGCCGUGGAUAUACUGAGCCUGCUGACCCAGGUUUGGCUAGCGUGCUAAAGGAUUAUGACUGGAAAGUUCUUGAAGGAAUCACACCAGCUGAUGGCAUGAUGAAAACACUGUGUAGUGAUAAGAAAGAGGAAAUGAUAUCCUCAUUACUGAUUGAUGGAAGUCGUCUAAGCAGGGAAGUUCAUGAAACUUUCUUUGGGGCUAAGCCAAACCUCAAUCUGCUUGCUAUUUUUUAUCCCAGGCUCAGAUCUUCUGAGGAACUCUCCAUAUCUAAAAUGGAGAAGCUGCUUGGGCUCUUGCUUAGAGGCUCUUACCUGUUGGAGGACAUAAAACAUAUAUCAAAACUCCAAGCCUUAACUGUUCUUGAGAUAUCUGGUUCAACCUAUUUGAAGGAAAUCCCAGAUGAAUUCUUUAAUCAAGUGUCCAGACUUCGAAGCCUUAACUUAUCUGCCCUCGGAAUUGAAUCAUUACCUUCUAGCUUCCCUGAAUUGACUGAACUGCGCAGGCUCAUCCUUAGACAGUGUUCUUCUUUAAGAGAACUCCCAAAACUGGUAAAUUUCAGCAAACUUGAGGUAAUUGAUCUUUCUGAAUCCAUAAAUUUGGAAAAGAUCCAAGAAAAGAGCUUCAAGUCAUUUGAACAACUUCAAGUGAUUAAUUUUUCCUGCACCAAAAUUGAGAAAUUACCUAUUGUUAAGUCUCUUCAAAAUCUAAAAAUAAUCUUGUUAAGAGGAUGUCAUCAGUUGGUUGGAAUGCGCAGUCUCAAACAGGUCUCUAGGCUCAAGAUUCUUGAUCUUUCAGGUGCUGUUAAGAUAAGGGAAAUUAUGUAUGAUAGCUUUGAAGGGGCCGAUGACCUUAGAGAACUUGAUCUAUCAGAAACAAAAAUACAGUUUUUGCCUUCUGACAUCUGCAACCUUCAGAAACUGAGGUUGAAGGGUUGUUCAUCAUUAAUAGAUCUGCCAGAAUUGAAAGGACAUAGGAACCUUGAGGAACUUGACCUCUCAGGUUGUAAGAGCUUGGUUAAGUUGCCCGAUUUGACUGCUCUUCAAAAUUUGAAGAUUCUUGUUCUAAACGAUUGCAGCAAGUUGGAAAGCCUUCCAGAUUUAAAAUCCUUAUCAAAACUUGAGAAGCUUGACAUACGUGGUACUAACCUUUGGAGCAAAGACGUGGAGGAAUCCUUGACUCAUAUGACUCGGCUUCAAAUUCUGAAGUGAUAAGUAUCACCUUUGAGGAGUUUUCAUCCAUUUCAAAGCUUCACCAACCACUGUAAGAUUUCACUAAAUGAUUGUUUCAACACCCAACCAAUUUAGGAGCAAUUACAAAAUUUCAUGUUCCGGAUCCUUCUUGAGGAGCUAUUGACUAUUAAGUCAUUGCCCUUCCUUGACUGCUGUAGUAUCUACAUGAGCUUUUGCUGAGAGGUUGUUCAAUCUUACCUAGAGGUCCUUGAUAUUUUGGGAAUCAGAAGUUCAAAUUCCCACGUGAAAUUCAUUCUUGGCUCAUUUAAAACACCUUCGUCUGUUGGACAAGUUCAAUGAAGAAGUUUGGAGCUGAUCUGGUUUCGGAAUAAGCAUUUCAUUUGGACAUCCGCAUCUUGUUGAGUAGGCCAGCUUCCCUGCAAAAGGUUUUUACAUUUUAUCUUUUUUGCAAUUGUAUUCUUGCUUGUAUUUGUGCCAUCCAUUUUGUACUGUUAGUGAAAAACAAAACUGGUGUUGGAGGAUUUCUUCAUAGAGUUAUUUAGUUUCUGUUCUAUGUUAUAUUAUACUUGUUCUUAGUAGCUAAUUACUCUAAUCAUGUACUUACUCUUACUUAUUCUGUUCUGUUAUCAAUCUAGAGGGCUGUCUGGGAGAGUUGUCAUGUUUUAUCUCUUGUGGGAAUAACUGGCUUUGGAAUAUUCUUAGGUUCAGGAAAGGUCAUCAUAUUAUAAAUUAAAAAAAAAAAAAGAGAAAAGGAGAGAGUGAAAAACAGUGAGGGACAAGACGAAAGAAAUAAGAGAAGACUAAUAGGCGAGUUCAGGGUGUUUGACGUGGGCGGGGUACACAUCUUCCCCCGCUUCAACCCUGGGGUUUAUGACGCAGAAUCACGCCAUGGAGCAAGAGGGCAGAAUGUGUGUUCCUGGGUGAUUUUUCGAAGUAUGUUUUGCGGGCCAGGGCCCUCAAAGGAUAUGUCGGGAAGGAAGAUUAUGGUGCAAAGGAAAGGGGGCCCGUCCAAAGUUCAGGGCACAAAAUUGUGCGGAGUCGACGUGCUGCUGCGAGCUACAAAAUAUUGUCUAAAGCCAGGUGAUUUAACAUGUGUUUGGAACGUGCAGCUGGCUCUUGGUCUGUGAUCUGCGGAAGGAUGCAAGCUGCUUGGUGCUGGCAAUGAAAGCCAACGUGUUGUUGGUGCCUAUAUCCCAAAGUCGAUUUGUGUUUCUGAUAGUAUAGUAUCCCCAGGUGUGUUGGCUUGUCAAAAUGUAAACUUUAUGGGCAGGGGUAGCUGACCGUAUUAUAUGGUGAUGCCAAGCUGUAUCGUACGGGGCUGGUUUGUUGACUGAGUUUUGACUGGUAGCACUGUGCUACUUUGAUGUUUAUGCUAAGAUCAAGGGUUUUAAGCUGAAAGGUGUUACACUCAGGAGUAUAAAAACUAAUUAUUAUGUAAUUUGAUUCAUGCAA
Molecule: messenger RNA, 4174 nt
Organism: Theobroma umbraticum
Lineage: Eukaryota; Viridiplantae; Streptophyta; Magnoliopsida; Malvales; Malvaceae
Product: putative disease resistance protein At4g19050
Molecular function (GO): ADP binding; protein binding
Source: RefSeq, a predicted model, not a curated record